This is a messenger RNA of Marasmius oreades (fairy-ring Marasmius), 3590 nucleotides long. RefSeq lists its product as uncharacterized. The coding region runs from base 1403 to 3421 and encodes 672 amino acids. Gene Ontology annotation, cellular component: cytosol; nucleus; mitochondrial outer membrane. Lineage: Eukaryota; Fungi; Basidiomycota; Agaricomycetes; Agaricales; Marasmiaceae. The transcript has 14 exons. The record is from RefSeq and is a predicted model, not a curated record. Gene Ontology annotation, molecular function: protein binding.
CACGACUCGGACUACCCAGUGCCGCUUCCUCCGCUACUCCAAAGUAGUGUGAGUCUCUUGGUCUCAAACGCAGGCUCCAGUUUCAAAUGACUAAGUUACGAGCGGGAGUGCCAAAGCUCGUGCCACGUUCAUUAAUCUCGAUGCAAUCUCAAGCACAAGCGACAAAUGACAAGUUGAACAAUACAGUAAUGAACCUUCGUCUUCAGAAGUACACUCUCGCACGACCACCGCUGCAGAGCAAAGCGGUGAGCAACGGGAUGCAAGUCAGAUUGUUAUCGACGGUAUUGACGGCGAAAUUACUGAACAAGAGGGCUAAGCGAAAGAGAAAGAGUGCGGCAAAGAUAGAAGAAACUGGAGGGGAGGAAGAUGGAAACGAACGAAUUGCGGAUGGUAGUGAAGUCGAGGCCAAAAGCAAAAGCGUCGUCGUCGGGAACAAAACCGAAAAGGACAACACGUAAAUCUACUACCGUAGAUCCUUCUUCUCCAACGAAGACCAAAACCUCCUCGCCGAUCCCAUUCCCAGACUCCAUUUGACCUUCAGCGGAUCCCGGAGCAGAGCUCGAUCCUACGUCUACUACGAUGGCGGCUUUAUGCGAAGACACUGGCCGAGGGAGGGUUUCAAGCAAGGCAGUGGAAAUUUUGAGCAAUCAUGAUUCAUGACAGGUCCGCAUCGGGCGGGACCAUCAUCGAUGAAGAUUGCUUGUUGUAGACCGUGUAGAGGGUGAACAAGGAGAAGGUGAAUACGAAAAAGUUAUAGAGAGUGAUAUGACCAAGUUUGUCAACUCCGGGACGUAUGGAAAGCGAUUUCGGGGAAGCAGAUGGAGUAAGGAAGAAACAGAGUUGUUCUAUGAUGUCGGUUGCUUUUUCCUUUCCGGGCUCACUUGUCCUAACUCCCCUUCCUCAGUCUGGUGAAGACUAUGAACUUGGAACUUAUUUCGUACAUCCUGCCAGGGAGGGAUAGGAAACCAUGCAAAAACAAUUUCAAAGCGGAGGACAAGAGGGAUCCUGGUCGUAUCAAUCAAUGUUUAGAUGUACAUCAAAGCUCUUGCACUAAUGACAGCUCCAGGACCCAAUUCUAUCUCCCUGGCUGAGCGGGGACGGAAGGAGAAACAGGGAAAUAGUUCAUCUUCGAAACGUAGUAGGAGUCGAAUUACAGUGAUGUUGGUGCAUAUGCGAUGGAUGAUUGAAUUUCGUGAAUCUUCUCGGUUAGAGUCUAGAAGUUCUCUUAUUCCUCAUUUAAGUAUGUAGUUUCUACUACGGUAUCGUGCGACCCGCAUACACCGCCCCAAUUGCAAUUGCCGUAGGCCCACUUGCCUAAUGCCGAUGACGGGCAAAACAAAAUCAACGCCCGGUGUACAGCUAGCAAGCGGGGGUAUUGGACUUUUCCUAUCCAACGUCCAUCAUGUCUAGUGUCGGCAGUAAAGACCCUGUUGAACAACUUCAAGCCGCCACCAAAGCCUUCGACUUCCUGUUCGAUAACGACGUCGUCCAAGCGAAAGUCGCCUUCGCCGCUGACGAUAGCCCUUUUCAUCUAGUUGGAAUGGCGGCUUGCGUUUUCUUAGAGGCUGCAUUGGGAAUGGAGUCCGCUCAAAUGGCUGAAGCGUCCAAGUUGCUGGCCCAAGCUGAGAUGGCGUCGAAGAAACAAGCUGGAAAAGCCAGGAAUAGUCUCUCCAGGUUUCCGGAGGGCUUAGAAAUGGAAGUCCUGAACGCCGAUGCCGUCGUUCUAUUGGGGAUCACCUCUGCAUUAAGCGAAUCGUACUUGGGUUAUCUUCAAUGCUUGUAUUCGUUAAACAACGCGCAUUCAAAGUUCACCAAGCUUUACAAAACUGUCUUCCCAAACGGGCUCGACGGCUACACAACACCCGCCGCAUCACCAGGGCCAUCUCGUAAACCUUCCCAGCCAGAUCUCAGAGAAGUUGCUUCUGCAAUAAAACCAUCUCUAAGGCCGAAAGCCUCCAUGUCCUCAAUAUCAUCAAUACCUUCCGCAAGGAAAGGUUCCAGUUUCUUUGGGCGACUCACUUCCAGUGGCUCGUCUACCCCGACUACGCCGAUUUUUCCAGAGGGUACACCACUACCUCCCGAUGGCCCUAUUGAAGAUUUAAUUGUAUGUGGAACUGCGUUUGGGUAUGGCCUAUUCAAUCUCGUAUUCUCUCUUCUUCCGAAGAAAAUACAGAGUCUGGUAGGGUUUCUUGGUUUCAAACAUGAUCGAAAUCUAGCACUCCAAGCGUUAGCCGUGAGCGCAGCGAAGAAGGACGUUCAUUCGGUUUUUGCUGGAUUAGUCUUAAUGACCUAUCGUGGUAUUGUUCUUCUGCUUUCUGGAUAUCAAGCAGACGAAACCUAUAUCCUACGUCAAUAUACCGCGAUUGUCGACUCGGUUCAUGCGAGGUACCCAAAUGGCUCGCUAUGGAUCCUGAACCAAGCAAAGAUCAAGCGGAUGUCUGGAGAUUUGGAGGGAGCGAUCAAAGUCCUGACGGAGGGACUGGAGCCGAGCAAAAAGGUUGAAAGCAAGGCAUUCAGGCAAGCGGAUACUAUGCUUGUUUUCGAACUUGCCUGGACGUAUCUAUCGCGUCGUCAAUAUCAAGAGGCGGCAGAAAUGUUCAUACGUAUGACCGAACUCAACAAUUGGUCCCAUGCCACAUACUAUUUCCUUGCCGCUGGUUGCUAUUUUUCGACAGGGAACAAAGACAAAGCACAAGAGCUUCUCGAUGCUGUACCAGCUUUGAUGGGAAAGAAAGGGCAAGGAAAGGUUGGUGGGAAGCCGCCUCCAACCGAAAUGCUCAUCAUGAAAAAAUUGGAGUUUUAUGAGGGCAAAGCAAAAAAGCUGGGUGCGAAACAAAUUGUGGAUUGUAUAGUGAUCAGUCCUGCAGAAGAGAUUGGCAUUUUCUGGAAUAAUCACGCCAGGAUCUCACCGGAGACAGCGGAAGCGCACAUCCUCGAAUGGUCGGCCCUAACACCGUCCGUGACAAUCCAGAGUCAGUAUAUUCCUCCGGAAUCGUCGUCAUCAUACAACCAGGUCGACCUCGCAACGCCGGACGAGUUGGCAAUACGCUCGCUCCUCCUUGGCCUCGUCCAUCGAAGUCUAAGCGACUUCGAGGCUUCCCGAAAGUUUUUGGACGACGCAGCGGAGCGCCACGAUAAAGUGGAAACAAGUACAUGGGUUGGCGGCGUGGCUUGGUUCGAACUGGCAGUACUGGAUCUGAAAGAGGUGGAGGCCAUUGAACGAUCAUCGUCUCGGCCUGAGCCCGCUGCUCUUCGCUCUCAGUGGUUACAGGCUCUCAAAAUAGCAAACGAGAAGCUUGACAAAGCGCUUGGGUUGGCUCCGAAUUCCGUUGAUUUGUCCAGUCGGUUGGAUAGCCGGAUCACCAUGCUCAGAGAUGAGAUUGAAACCAAACGCCGGAUGUUGGCAGAGUCGAAGCCUUGACUCGGCUCUUGUUAUAUGCAUAUUGGAUUCGCUGGACUGUAUGUCUAACUCGACGCGCACGCUAGUAAUAGACUAUUCUUAUAGAGCCCUACUGGGUGGUUGUACUACUACAUAGAACUCCAGGCGUUUUGCCGCUGAAUAAACAAAAGGGGCCAAACAAACACACCAG